GCGCAGCCAUUCCGUGCAGCCUGGGAGCGUCGUUGAGGGCCACCCCCCACGGCCCGCGGGGGAAGAACCGGAUAGUCCUGCAUCCUUCCGGACAGCCUCCAGCUUUUCCUGCCGUCCUACGCAAUGUGGUGGCUCGCUUGGUUCUGCCUGUAGGGGCAGGAAAAGGCCAGGUUGCCACCUUUUGUCCCGGGCCCUGCACCUGUGCCUUUAGCAGCAGCCCGACAUGCAGAGAUCUAACUGAAGAAGCUUCCCUUUGUAUGGAAAAAGAGAUAUUUCACCUAGUGGACUUCUCCGUGCCAGGCAGAAAUCUAACCUGCGAACAGGACGUAAAAUAUUUUCAACCUCACAUCGGAAUAUCUAAGAUAGCAACCGCAUAUAUCAGAGAGUAAAAUGUUCAUGUUCGUGUUAGCUGGGGUUUUUUUUAUUCAUUGCAAACCGUUUAGAAGCCUAUUUUUGCCGAAAUUAGUAAAUAAAUCAAGAAAUAAUAACGAUGAGGCUCGCUGGGCAGAGGUUUAAAAUUUUUAUUUUUACUAUUGGAUUGGGUGGCACGGGGCGCUGGUACCUUUAACAGCUUACUGGUAGGCAGCAUUUAAACUGGUGCAGCUUGCCCCAUGAUCGCUACAUGAGAGGGGGGGUUAAUCUGCCAGAAAAAGAGAACGGCGGGAAUCUUCGAGGGGGGGCGCUGUAGUUGCCGGAGCAGCACAAGAGCCCUUAGGGAAGACCUUUAGGGCAGAAAUCCAGGUCCCCACUCAGCCAAAUGAAAGUUAUUAAUUAAAGUUAUUGUUAUUGCUAAAUUUACAUGCCUCUUAAUACCAAAAUAGGCAUUCUGAGCAAUUUACAAAAAUAUAAAAGCCAACUGCACAAACAUAUGCUAAUACUCAUUAAUAUGGGGGCGGGAAGAAGAUUGCAAAAACCAUUCAGUCCGGAGUCUAACCCGUCCUUAGCUACUCCAUCGAGCGCAGCAUGUUUCACCCUGGGGCCUGCUUGCUUGCGUUUCUUUCUCCAGUCGCACGGCUUAACCCCACUAGGGGAAGGCCAGCUCCGGAGAGAAGACUGAAACGCCUCUGGAAGGCGUCCCGUGGCUUCCUCGCCCUUCCCUUCUGGGGCGUUUCCGGCUGGGUGGAGAGAAGUCCGGGAACAGGACCGCAAAACGUAACGCGCCUUCUUCCACCCCCAAGAACUGGCAAUGCGCUCUGGGCGCACCUGGUCUCCUUGGCAAUGCGCCCCGGGCGCACGGCACUGGACUCCCCUCGACGUUCUGCCGGCGAAGGGAGGCGAAAGAGAGGCGGGCGGCCAGGAGGAGGAAGAGCUGGAGGAGGAGCUGGAGGCGGAACUCCCCCAGGGAGGGGAGGCCGGUAACAGGCGUCUGUGAAAGUCCCUAGCAUUCAGCUGAGCGAACGGGGAAGUCCCGGCUUCCUUCCUCUACUGCGGAGAGUAGGCUAAGCGGGUGUUACCGCUGAGACUCGGGAUUCACUCGUGGGCGCCCACGGGGCACUGAGGGCGCUGCAGAUCCGACCGGGACCUUCGUGUUUUGCUGCAGGGGACUUCUGCAAAAAGAAAGCAAAGGGGAUGACUUGGCGAGGGACGGACCAAGGAGGCCGGGUGGGGUUCGUCUGGUGACUCCCUUCCCAGGAAUCUAGUAAGCGGACCGAGAAGGGUGGGGGCGGGGUUCUGACUUUCCUGCUCCCCCCCUCCCAGCUGCGUUUGGAAAAGACGGCCUGCCGGCUUCCCGAGGAAAGGAUGACACCUCACCCACUCUCCACACCCUGUAAGGAAGCACUCAGGUGUGAUCACAUGGCACGACUGUGCUGGUGGUAACCGGGAGAUCCAUCAAGCCUAUGGAAAGGGAGCCACAGCGAUCAUUGGGGGUGCUUGGAAAGUGACACCCGCCCCCUUAUUCAUAAAAAAGGGAGCACCUUGAAGGCUGGCUAGGGAAGGGAAGGGUGCCCUUGGGUGGCCUUCAGAGCCAAGAGGAACAGAAGGAAGAAAAGGAUCCAUUUGCAAAGAUGCAGAGGGGAUGGUGAUUUCCAGAUAGCCCACUCAGCAGCAGCAAGGCAAGGUGGCAAGGGGGCCCCACCCCCACCUCUUGGCCCAGCUCUGGAGCCGAAAGCCCCCUGGAGGAGUUCCUGUCUGGUGGCCCUUUGGGUCUGGUGAAGACCACGAGGAUUUGGCAGGCAGACAUGGCAGGAGAACUACCUGUGGACUUGAGCACCUGGCGGAAGGGGCCUGGCCAAGACAGAUGGGUCGCCCCUGAGGGAGAGGCGUCUUCGGUUGCCCCUCGGAGGCAGUCACCUGAGGGGGAGGUCUCUUUGGGCACCAGGGCACCCCUGACACCCUGGCACAAGCCUCCCAGAGAACCCGAGGGAGCCCUGAGUUCCGUAUGUCAGCCUGGCUCCAGAUGCCCCCUUCCAGCCCUGCGAAGUACAGCUGCCCCCCAGGUGGGGCUGGAGGGGGAGAAGAAGGCCCAGACGUGUCUGCCCCUGCGGAAGCGCCGCUAUGCAGUGCAGGGGGCAGACUCCAGGGAUGCUCAGGGGCUGUUGACUGGCAAGGUCCCCAAGAGGGAGAGCAGCGAGGGUGAGAUGGAGCUGUGGCGCUCCCACUGCAACGGCUACUGCUCUCCUUACAUCUCCGUAAGCUACCCGAGAUUGCCAGCCACCUAUUAUCCAGGUCUGGCUGGCCCCUUCCUGAGCCCCGAGCUGUCUCCUCUCUUGCAUCCGGUCACCCCCCACCCCUUGCUGGGGGUCACCACUCCUUACUCCCUGCUGUGCCCGGUAGAGGCCCAGUUGGCCCUGGACAUUGCCACGGCAACCAAACAAGACGAGGACGGAGACACGCCUCUCCACAUUGCUGUGGUCCAAGGGAAUCUUUUGGUGGCGCGGCGUUUGGUUGCUCUUUUCCAUCAGGGAAGGCAAGACCUAGACACCUUCAACAACCUGCGGCAGACUCCCUUACACUUGGCAGUCAUCACAGCGCAGCCAACUCUGGUGAAGCUGCUGUUGUGUCAUGGAGCAUCGCCCAUGGUGCUGGACCGCAACGGACAGACCGCCUUGCAUCUCGCCUGUGAGCACGGCAGCCUCCACUGCCUGCAGGAGUUGCUGGAUGGAAACCCCAACCCUCUGGAUCUGGAGGCCCGAAACUUUGAGGGUUUUACCUCCCUCCAUGCGGCUGUUGCAACCUCAAAUCGUGACAUAAUUCUGACUCUGCUAGACCACGGAGCCGACAUUGAUGCUGUGGAUAUUAAGAGUGGGCGGUCUCCACUCCUGCAUGCUGUGGAAAAUAAUAAUCUGGAGAUGGUAGAACUACUACUGCAGCACGGAGCCAACGUAAAUGCGCAGUCGUACGGGGGUAACACAGCACUCCAUGCAGCCAGCGGGCGGGGCCUUUUGGACACGCUACGGCUUCUGGUGCGCAACGGAGCAGAUGGCAGCCUCAAGAACUACCACAAUGACACCCCCCUGAUGGUGGCCAAGAAUAAGAGGGUAAUUGACAUCCUGAGAGGAAAAGCCUCCCGUCCUGGGUUGCCACCUGACAACAUCCAUGAAGGGUCAUCCCCAGCAACUAGCACUGCCAGCUCUCCAGGCGUCCGGCCUGCCCACGCCGGCCUCCUUCGUGCUUCACCCGAUUCCUGCCCCACCCCUCCCAGCCCUGCCCUGACCCCGAAACCCCACAGAGCUGUGCAUUCGCCCAACUCGGCCAACCAAAAGCCAGAGAGCAUUGCAUCAACCAAUGAGCCUUCAGCAUCUGGCCCCUUGCAUGGAGUGAAACUGGAAAGGAGCUCAACUCCGCCCACACCAGAGCAGCCAAUGGGGUUUCCAGGGACACCCAACUUCUUCCUGCCGGUGGCUGAGAGUGUGAUGGAUCCCGCCUUCCAUGCCAGCCUCUACCCUUUCGCUACCUCCAGCCAUAACUUUUCAUCCCAUCACCUUCAUCUGCUUCCUACCAACCUGAAUCAUUCCGUCAUAUCCCCGCCCCCACCACCCCGGGCCAAUCGGAUUCACCAGAGGGGCACAGAGAAGGACCAGUCACAGACGCUACUGGACUCUGAAAACCCGCCAACCACUGAUAACACAGGGCAGUGGCCAAAUAGCCAAGACAGUGGGCCUGGCGGCAGCUGACAAGAAAUUAAGGGACUCCAGUCUGCUCCCUGUGAAGGGAGGACUUCCCAAUCAGUGCUGUACUUCAAAGGCAGUAGAACCAGGCAAAGUGCCAAAAUUGUUAGGGUUUGCUGCUAUGGGUUCCUGGCACAAAACUGGCACUUGUAUGCUACUUUGGAAUCCAGAAGCCCACACCUCCUGUGGACCUAAGUUCAUACCUCUUUGCGUUUGUGUGUAGCAACACAUGAUAAGCCUGAGAUGAUUAUUUGGGCUUUGCUAAGCCAGUGAUAGGUUGGUCACUUUGAUCCUACAACAGUCCCCCAUCCCAACCCCAAUUCCAGCUACCUUCCAUUCCUCAAGUGUUGCCUCGUCUUCAGCUACUACGUAAGCAGGGUUGUUUUGCAAGUUUAGAGGGUCACAUUUUUUAGAAGAGGGGAUAGCAGCAGUGAAAUCCAGACUGCCCUCUCCCCUCGGCAAUGGCACAAGAGCUGCUCAAAGAUGGUGGCACUAUCGCUAGAGCAACUAUCGAUUGUGGUGCUAUGUCUCCCUCUAGUGGAGAGGUGUUGAACUGCACUCCUGUUAGCAAGUAGCACUGUAGCCUGAGAUCAACUUGCACUUUCAAGGCAGAACAAAUAUUCCCUUUUAAGAGCCUGGAGACACAAGUAUAAAAUCUCUCUCCUCGCCCCCCACAACCCCCACUCUGCCCAAAACAACAAAUUUCACGAAGUACAACUGAAUUUAAUUGCGGUGGUGGUUGUGGUGGAGCGGGAAGAAGAAGAUGCCAGGAACUGGGGUCGGGGGAGAAUGUGGGGAUUUUCUGAACAUUUGAGCAGGCCAAACAGGAAUGUUGGGUACAUGUUAAGGGAUUGAAAUAUCAGAAAUUCCCAGGCUGAUUAUUGUCUUUAGAGGAAGUUGUGGAGGUGGAGAUUAUUAAUCGGGAGAUGAUGGUGAAAUAAUUAAGAAGGAUGAGGUGUGGCCUGCUAACGGAGUGGUCUUGGCUAACAGAUCUGGCCUGUGAGAACCAUCCUCCUUCCUGCCCAGUUUAUGAAAGAGACUGCCAACUGCGAAGAGAGAGUCAUAGGAGAGGCAAGUUUGUCUUAAAAUUUGCUCCUUCAUGACCCAUCCCUUAAACAUAGGAGAGUCUUCAUGCUCUCCACAUAGGGAAGGGAGUGGCAAUAGCAUAGUGCUAGAGGACAUGACUGGGAUUGUAAAAAAUACCUUGUUUAAUCCGGGUAGGGCUGGGAAAGACUCUUGUCUGAAAGCCUGAAAGAGCCACUACCAAUCAGCAUCGACAACACUGAGCUGCACGGACCAAUGGUCUAACUUGGUAUAAGAUGAGUUCCACUUCGCUAUCAUUGGGAUUCACCUUCCCUCAAAAAACAGCCGCUAGAUCAGAGGUCCUUCUCUUUCCACUACCACCCCUUGCAAUAUUUUUGCUAGACUGUCUUUCUCUGCUUUUUGGGGGACCAAUAUUUAAAACAUGGUAGCAUCCUCUGCUCAUCCCCAUGGUAGAAAAGGGGGGAUGAAGGGUCUUUUCCCAGU
Rhineura floridana is the source of this 5636-nucleotide messenger RNA. RefSeq names its product BCL3 transcription coactivator (gene BCL3). Bases 2181 to 4115 code for a protein of 644 amino acids. Gene Ontology annotation, molecular function: protein binding. NCBI's taxonomy places the organism in Eukaryota, Metazoa, Chordata, Lepidosauria, Squamata, Rhineuridae. The transcript is spliced from 9 exons. The record is from RefSeq and is a predicted model, not a curated record.